AUGAGCACAGUAGAAGGGAUGGAAACAACAGCGAGCAGAUACCUGAGGAGAUGGCUGGGGAUACCACGAAGUUUCAGCAGCAUUGGAUUAUAUAGCUCUGGGACUAAGCUACAGUUAACUCUAAAGUCAAUAACUGAGGAAUUCAAGGUGACAAAGGUGCGUCAACACUUAAUGUUACAGAAUAGCAAAGACGAGAAGGUUCGGACAGCAAAAGUAGAUAUCAGGACGGGGAGAAAGUGGUCAGUAAAAGAAACUAUACAAGAAGCAGACUCCCGCUUGAGACACAGUGACAUUGUGGGAAGACUGGCAAUAGGAAGGCAGGGACUUGAUGUCACACCAACAGCAAGAUGGGGUACAGCUUCGGAAGAAGAGAAGCGUUGUUUGGUGCAGAGAGAGGUGCUUGCAAUGGAGGAAGAUUCAAGAAUGGUCAAAGCAGUUGGAAUGAAGAAACAAGGUAGCUGGGUGAACUGGGAAAACGCACGCCAAGGGAAGUUGGGAUGGAAUGAUAUUUGGAAGAUGGAACCAUUCAGACUUCAGUUUAAGCUGAAAUCAGUUUAUGAUGUUCUUCCCAGCCCAACUAACCUGGUAACAUGGGGAGUGACAGAUGAUCCAAAAGUCCUAGCCAGUAUAGCUGACACCUUGGAGAAAGGUAUUAAAAAGCCAAAGAAGAACACAGAGAGCCUGAGAUUUGUCAACUUUGUGAAAGAAGGUGAAAAGGGACAUAAAGUUAGUGUUGAAGGAAGUGGUCUGCUGGGGACAGCAACAGAUUGGCAGAUGCAGGCAGACCUCAAGGAAAGAUUAGUUUUUCCAUCUGAAAUAACAGCCACAAACAAGAGGCCGGAUGUAGUCCUUUGGUCAAUGGCUACAAGACAGACAAUUAUUUUGUUAACAGUGCCAUGGGAAGAUAGGAUGGAGGAUACUUACGAAAGGAAAAAUCCUAAGUAUCAAGACCUACUGAAAGAUUGUCCGCAGACCGGAUGGAAGGUCUGGUUUUUUGCAGUGGAAGUGGGUUGUAGAGGAUUCGUGGGACAGUCUAUGUGGAGAGCACUGAGAGCCAUUGGCAUAACUGGAGCAGAGAGAAGGAGACUGAUAGGGAGUUUGUGCAGGGAGGCGGAAUCAGCGUCCAUGUGGUUGUGGAGAAGAAGAAGAGCGGAUAAGUGGAAAGACAAUAAACAUUAG
This is a messenger RNA of Saccostrea cuccullata (small rock oyster), 1179 nucleotides long. RefSeq lists its product as uncharacterized. The coding region runs from base 1 to 1179 and encodes 392 amino acids. The record is from RefSeq and is a predicted model, not a curated record. Lineage: Eukaryota; Metazoa; Mollusca; Bivalvia; Ostreida; Ostreidae. The transcript is spliced from 2 exons.